Molecule: messenger RNA, 1005 nt
Organism: Heterobasidion irregulare TC 32-1
Lineage: Eukaryota; Fungi; Basidiomycota; Agaricomycetes; Russulales; Bondarzewiaceae
Gene: TRX4
Product: thioredoxin-like protein
Exons: 7
Coding region: 26-928 (300 amino acids)
Source: RefSeq, a predicted model, not a curated record
AUCGACCGCCGCCCACCCACACAAUAUGACGACCAUCACAGACAUCCAGUCCAAGGCCCAGCUUGAUGCUCUGCUCGAGCAACGGAAAGACAGCCUCGUCGUGAUUGAUUUUCACGCAACCUGGUGCGGACCCUGCCAUGCCAUCGCUCCCCGCUUCAACGAGCUCAGCCGCGAGUUCACGAGCGCUGCCUUCGUGCGUGUCGACGUCGACCAGGUGCCCGAGGUGGCGCAGCAGUACUCCGUCAGCGCGAUGCCGACGUUUUUGUUCAUCAGGAACAAGGGCGUGGUCGCCACGUUGAAGGGAGCGAUGCCUAAGCAGCUCGAAGAUCUCGUCCUCGCUCACAGUCAAGCGCCUGCAGCCGCGUCUUCCUCUGCUGCUGCUGCUUCCUCCAGCUCUGGCUCAAAUGGCGCUUCAUCCGACCCAUCACUGCUCGAGCAUCUCGACCUGAGCCAAGUCAACUGUCUCAACGAAGCCGCAACCCAUACCCUCAAAGGCAUUGUCUCACAAAAGAAGUUUAACACCACCAAAGAAUUUUUGUUGAGCGACGCCGAUGAGCAGCUCCUCUUGAACAUCGAGUUCAACCAGGUGGUCCGGGUGCGCUCAAUUGUCAUCCAGUCCUCAAUCCUUGCCCAAGCACCAAAGAGCAUCAAGCUGUUUGUGAAUCGGCCGUCGCUCGGGUUCGACGAUGUCGAAGAUGCCCAGGAACCCGAAGCCGCUCAGGUAUUGGAACUCACAGAGGAGCAGGUCAAAGAAGGGAAGCCUAUUCAGUUGAGAUUCGUGCGGUUCCAGGCAGUCAACAGUCUUCAUAUUUUCGUGGCAUCAAACCAAGGUGGAGAAGAUGAGACGCGCAUCGACGCUGUCGACGUUUUUGGUAUUCUUUCGGGCGUUACGAGAGACCUUAGUGGCCUGAGGAAAACAGAUGACUAGUGGAUGUAUAUGACACCUUUGUAUUUGAUAGUCUUGUUUUGAUCUAUAGAGAAAUGUCAAGAUGACCGGCUAUGCUU